CCUCAUCUCAACUUCGGUUUGCCCUCGACUCGGCCCUCCUUCCUUCGAUUUCCCUCCUCCACGACUCUCCCUUACCUUUCUUUUGUAUAAUUGGCCUUCCCUUUAAUUUCUGGGCAUCCUUUGGACCACCUGUACUCCCUUAUUUGCCCUCGAAGCACGGUUCACCUGACCCCUCUUAGCGGCACUAGCGGACUCGUUGCUUGAAGAUCAUACUGCAGCUCGAACGCUGCAGCCCCCCUCGACAUGGAUUCCAUGAGAUCGCUCAACACCUCCCUGCCGAGCUCUACGCCCCGUCCCCAGCCCCCCGAGCAACUUUUGCAAUCGUUCAAGGCCGCUGCGUUGUCAGUCACCAACCUCUACAAGAAUGCUGUCUGCGAGCAGGCACAAGCCAAGCAGUCUGGCUACCAGGAGGCCAUUGAGGAUCUGUUGCAGUUUCUAGAUCGGGAGAACAUCGGUCUUGGAGAUGGGGAAGGCUGGAAGAUCCGACAAUGGGCCACCGAGCGGAGUGACGGAACGGGAACCCCCAGCGACGAUGACGAUGUCGAGAAGCACAACGGCGGUUCUCCUUCCGCUGGGGCUCGCAAGGAUCACCAUGAGCCAGUAACUCCUCGCCAGCCGGCGAAGGCAGCAUCGCCUUCGGUGGAUGAAUCAACUCCUGCUGCCCAACAACCGACGCCUUCCAACCCAGCCGUCGUCGAAGCAAACACCCUGGACAAACCGACCGUUUUUACCUUCUCAGCCGGACCGUCCUUCCCGCAGCUACAGGAACAUGAUAUCGAUAUGCAACCUUCAGAUGGCUCUUCCGGGGUAUCUUCCGAUGGAGCGCCCGUGAGCGUGUCUGUCCUGCCCCGAAACUCUCGCCAGCCCAACCGCCAUGGCAACCUGUCUCGAACGAACCCUCGAACCUCAACACGAGAGCCCUCGGUGGGAAUAGGAUCCAAGCGAAAAUUUGCCGUUCCCGACUUUUUCGACCUGUCGGGCCUCGGAAAUAGGGAUAUAUUUGGAGGCGGCAAACGCGGGCGGUUCACCUAGAGAAUAUGAAACUCGACGAAUUUGGACGAUCAUAGUAUUCUUACGGACACGCAGCGGUUGAUUCCCUUUCUACAUUCUCGGUGCAUUUUGUGGGAGUUGCAUUUUUGUUUUUUCGAUUGCCUCUUAUGGUUUCUAUCUUUUAUCUUCAUUUUUCAUCUACUUAUUUUAUUUUCUUUUUCUUCAUGUUGUUCUUUCUUCUUCCACCACCAUUUUCGUUUCUAUUCUCUUUCUGCUCGUUAUAAGGUCGAAACAUAUAGAGGUUAUUAAGAUAUGGCGAUACCCAGUGAGGCAGUUAUUGUGAUGCUUGAAAUCGCAUGCAUUCUUAUUAUUGGGUUGCAGCCCAUUGUUCUACGGCAGCAGCAUUCAUGUAUGAGAUAUUUGUAACAUAGAGAGUUUCUGCUAGUAUACAUAACAUUGUGACGCCAUCUCAUCCCAAU
Aspergillus steynii IBT 23096 is the source of this 1469-nucleotide messenger RNA. RefSeq lists its product as uncharacterized. The record is from RefSeq and is a predicted model, not a curated record. Bases 244 to 1032 code for a protein of 262 amino acids. The transcript has a single exon. Lineage: Eukaryota; Fungi; Ascomycota; Eurotiomycetes; Eurotiales; Aspergillaceae.